This is a messenger RNA of Cotesia congregata, 2373 nucleotides long. The record is from the annotation of a GenBank genome assembly. Lineage: Eukaryota; Metazoa; Arthropoda; Insecta; Hymenoptera; Braconidae.
AUGGGACCACCAAAACGUGUCAAGAAAGAAGAUCGAGCUAAGUCAAAAAAACGCAAAGAAGAGGAAGAUUUUCUUGAUGAUGAGUUCGGUGACAGUAUUGACACUGAUGGUAUACCAGAUGCUGCCAAAAAUGAUGCUGAGAAAGUGGAUCAAAAUACAGCAGAGGAUGAAUUUGGUGCUAAAGAUUACCGGGAACAGAUGAUUUUAAAGCCAGAUAAUGCACUGAGACCUCUGUGGGUUGCACCAAAUGGUCAUAUAUUUCUGGAAUCAUUUUCACCAGUUUAUAGACACGCUCAUGAUUUUUUGAUUGCGAUAUCAGAGCCUGUUUGUCGUCCUGAACAUAUUCAUGAGUACAAAUUAACAGCUUAUUCAUUAUACGCUGCAGUAAGUGUUGGAUUGCAAACUCACGAUAUAAUUGAGUACCUAAAAAGAUUAAGCAAAACAAGUAUUCCUGAUGGUAUAGUUGAAUUCAUACAACUAUGUACCUUAUCAUACGGUAAAGUAAAAUUAGUUUUAAAACACAACAAGUAUUUUGUGGAAUCCCCAUUUCCAGAUGUACUUCAAAAAUUACUGAAAGACCCAGUGAUUCAAGAAUGUCGCUUGCGUAAAAAAGUCGAAGAUACUGAAAAGGACGGUUUGAUAACCAACGUACAAACCAAAGUAGCAGCAAUGCAGUUUGGCGCUAAACCACUGGUAGUUCAGCCGACAGCUAGUAGCACGACUACUGCUGAGAAUCCGAAACCAGAAGGAGAAGCAGCCCCUGUGCCUGAAGAUAUUACAACAUUUCUUGAAAAGAUGGACAAAGAAGAUGAAGAUGACGAAGAUCCACAGCUGAAGAUAGUCAGUUUUGAAGUUAAUCAAGAAAAAAUAGAAAUUAUACAGAAACGUUGUAUCGAAUUAGAAUAUCCUUUAUUGGCCGAAUAUGAUUUUCGUAAUGAUACUGUGAAUCCUGAUAUCAAUAUUGACUUGAAACCAUCCGCAGUACUACGUCCGUAUCAGGAAAAAAGUUUGCGUAAAAUGUUUGGUAAUGGACGUGCUCGCUCUGGUGUUAUUGUAUUACCUUGCGGUGCUGGUAAAAGUUUAGUUGGUGUCACAGCAUGUUGCACGGUACGUAAACGCGCCCUUGUACUUUGCAAUUCUGGUGUAUCAGUUGAACAAUGGAAGCAACAGUUCAAAAUGUGGUCGACUGCUGAUGAUUCGAUGAUAUGUCGUUUUACUAGUGAAGCCAAAGAUAAGCCGAUGGGUUGCGGAAUAUUAAUAACAACCUAUUCGAUGAUAACACACUCGCAAAAACGGUCAUGGGAAGCUGAGCAAACGAUGAAGUGGUUGCAGGAACAAGAAUGGGGUAUUAUGGUCUUAGAUGAAGUACAUACGAUUCCAGCAAAAAUGUUUCGACGAGUAUUGACCAUUGUACAGUCGCAUUGUAAAUUAGGUUUGACUGCUACAUUAUUGCGUGAAGAUGAUAAGAUUGCAGAUCUUAAUUUCUUGAUCGGUCCCAAACUGUAUGAAGCUAAUUGGUUGGAAUUACAAAAACGUGGAUUUAUUGCACGAGUGCAGUGUGCUGAGGUUUGGUGUCCUAUGACUCCAGAAUUUUAUCGUGAAUAUUUAGGCCAUAAAAUGAGUAAAAAGAUGUUGCUGUAUGUAAUGAACCCCAAUAAAUUUCGCGCUUGUCAAUAUCUAAUGCGUUACCAUGAAAGACGUGGUGACAAAACCAUUGUUUUCUCGGACAAUGUCUUCGCAUUGAUACAUUACGCUAAAACAUUAAACAGACCAUUUAUUUACGGUCCAACUAAUCAAAGUGAACGGAUCAAUAUUCUACAGAAUUUUAAAUAUAAUACUAACAUAAAUACGAUAUUUGUUAGUAAGGUUGCAGAUACCUCAUUUGAUUUGCCGGAAGCAAAUGUUUUAAUACAGAUUUCAGCGCAUGGAGGAUCUAGAAGACAAGAAGCGCAACGUUUAGGACGUAUUUUAAGAGCUAAAAAAGGUGCUAUUGCUGAAGAUUAUAAUGCGUUCUUUUAUACAUUAGUAUCUCAGGACACUGUUGAAAUGAAUUACUCGAGAAAACGUCAACGGUUUCUUGUUAACCAAGGAUAUGCAUACAAAGUUAUUACUAAAUUGUCAGGAAUGGACCAAGAGCCAGAUAUGUUUUAUAAUACCAAAGAGGAACAGGGUACAUUAUUACAAAAAGUUUUGUUAGCUAAUGAUUCAGAUGCCGAUGAAGAGAAGAUUCCGGGUGAAGGUUCUCGGCCGACUAUGAGAAGAGCUGGAAAUAUAUCAUCAAUGUCUGGAGCAGACGAUGCGGUUUACUAUGAAUUCAAAAAACCAUCAUCUUCUACGGCGAAACAUCCAUUGUUUAAAAAGUUUAGGUCGUAA